Molecule: messenger RNA, 642 nt
Organism: Elaeis guineensis (African oil palm)
Lineage: Eukaryota; Viridiplantae; Streptophyta; Magnoliopsida; Arecales; Arecaceae
Source: RefSeq, a predicted model, not a curated record
AUGGCCACGAAGCCCAAGGUCGCCACUAAGACCAAAGCAGAUCCCGAGGCAGGCAAGGCGCCGACCUCCACCCGGUCCCUCUGGAAGGGCGCAAUCAACUUCGGACUCGUGCACGUGCCCAUCGCCCUCUAUUCGGCGACCGAUGAGAGCGAUCUGAACUUCAAGAUGAUCGACAAGAGGUCGAUGGACCCUGUCGGCUACAAGCGCAUCAACAAGAAGUCGGGCGAAGAAGUCACCGCCACCGACAUCGUCAAGGGCAUCGAGUGGGAAGAUGGUCGGUUCGUCUUGCUAUCCCCUGAGGAGAUCGCGGCCGCCUACCCGAAGACCACCCAGACCAUCGAGAUCGAGUCCUUCAUUCCAAUCGACGAAAUCCCGUUCGUCUACCUCGAAAAGCCGUACUACACCGCGCCGAUCAACAAAGGGGCAAAGGUCUACGCGUUGCUGCGCGAGGCGCUGGCUGAGACGCGCAUGGUCGGCGUGGCGAAGGUGGUCAUUUCCAACAAGCAGCACUUGGCGCUCCUCACUGCCCUGUGGACCCGCGUUGAUCCUGAACCUGCUCCGGUGGGGCGGCGAAAUCAGGUCAUGGCAGAACCUGGAGCUUCCGCCUCAGGGCAUCAAGGAGGCCGGCAUCCGGGAUGCUGA